Messenger RNA from Actinia tenebrosa (Australian red waratah sea anemone), 1461 nucleotides. RefSeq names its product neuropeptide FF receptor 2-like. The record is from RefSeq and is a predicted model, not a curated record. Gene Ontology annotation, cellular component: plasma membrane. NCBI's taxonomy places the organism in Eukaryota, Metazoa, Cnidaria, Anthozoa, Actiniaria, Actiniidae. Gene Ontology annotation, molecular function: G protein-coupled receptor activity. Gene Ontology annotation, biological process: G protein-coupled receptor signaling pathway.
CACGUUGCCAUUGGAGUAAUUGGAACAUUCGGGAACAUACUUGUAUUCAAAGUCAUCCUCAGCCAACGGAAAAGAAAAGUUAGCGAAUAUCUGAUUUUGAAUCUCUGUGUUACUGAUCUUGGAGCUUGUGUGGUAAGCGUUCCGCUGGAUUUAGUAGAACUAGCUUUGAGGAGGUUUCCUUUUGGCAAGUUUAUGUGCAGCGUUGCAUAUCCUUUUCAGACUGUUCUUAUGGCGGUAUCUGUUAUGACGUUAUUGGAAAUGAGUUACGAGAGGUAUCGUUUGAUUGUAACACCUUUUAAACGACGAAUAAACUCAAAGAUAGCUAUUUGUACGAUUAUUGUAACUUGGGGUAUAUCUAGUCUUCUGAUUUUACCAUAUAUGAUGGUUCUACGCCUUGAAAAUAACCAAUGCAUUGAGAAAUGGCCCUUGGAAUUCUACCGUAAAGUAUAUACAGUAUCUGUAUUCCUUGUCCUAUAUAUUAUCCCUCUUCUAAUAAUAACCAUUUCUUACACACUUGUAAUACGGAACUUGAACCAAGACUCAAGAAAACAAAUUAUGGAGUGUUUUGAAUCGACAUGUAAUAGAAGUGCACAUAUGCGGAGURUGAUGAUCUCCAKAGUACAACGCAACAUGAAAGUUGUCAAGAUCUUUAUGUCUGCCGGAGUUGYCUUUGCGGUCUGUAUGCUACCYACACAUCUCUGUUGGCUGUGGCAUGAUUUUGGUUCGGGUUACACCAACAAACAUUUCACAAAGCUUGUAACAUUUAGUAACGUACUUAUGUACUUAAACAGUGCAAUCGAUCCAUUUAUUUUUGGAUCGUUGAAGGUGAGGCAGUUGUGUUUGGAUAUCACUUGCUGUCGUGUUUGUAGAGAAAAGCGGCACCGGGGAAAUUUGUUUAGGCUGCGUACCACAACCAAGCAAAACCUGUUGCAUACGACAGAACAAGAGGUUAUACAUGAUCGUGUGACGAGCUUGUGAAGAAUGUCGAAGUAACCUUUGAUUCCCGCAUGAUGAAAUAAUUUUCUGUAUCCUAACAAAUCUGUGAUAGCUAAUUUUGAGCUCAAUAAAGUCAUGAUAAAACGUGUUUCCAACGAAUGAUGCAUUUAGCAACGGCUGAAUGACAGGCAAAAGUAAAGCGAAGUAUUGUCUACAAAAAUGGCUAUUUUGGAUUAAAUUCAUCAGUAGUUUAAUGUUGCAUUUUGGUUGAGCRUGUGAUAUCUAAAAGACUCGUUUCAUAAUCAAUUUACCGCGAUAACUCGAGCAGCUAUUCACUGGCUAAAGAAAGUUUCAAAAAAUCUAAAACACUUCUAAAACACUGUAAAAAUAGUAUCCAGAAAAACAGAAGAAAGGACUAAGAAAUGGGAAGCAAGGCUCCUUGGGUACUAUAUCUUUUUCAUCCGGUGAAAUUUCAAACAGCAGGUGGUAUGAAGAAAAAAAAAACGGAUUAUCUCUAAGUUUGAG